AUGGCUGGCAGUGAAAGAGGAAUUAAAGUUCAAGUCGAAAAGAUAUUGCAGCUUCUUAAUAGCAAAGAACAAGAGAAAGAUGAUGGAAGCACAUCAGAUUCAGAAACGGAUUCAAAACUUGUCGGUCUCAUUGAGGGCAUCCACAAUCAUUAUCAAUCGCUCUAUACAAGGAAUAGAAGCAGGAAAGAAAGACAAGCUUCAGCUUCAUCAACCUCCAGCUCAGACUCUGACUAUCACUCCUCCGAGGACUUUGAGAGUAAUAAUGGCAUGUUGAGAAAUGGGCAGCAGGAGAUGUCUGCAACUGAAGAAAAUGAAGCUUCAGACUCUGAAAAUCUGGAACCUUUGAGAAAAACACAAGCAUCAGAGGAGGGUCAAAUAUCUGGCAUAAAGCUUGAGCUUGAAGCCUUGCGUGCCCAGAAAAUAGAUUUGGAAUCGCAAUGUGCAAAGAAGACAUCUGAAGCUAAGCAGUUGGAAAAGGAAAAUGAAGGACUGCAGAAGAAAUUGAAGGACAAUGAGAAUGACUUAGUAUCUAAAAUAGAGGACUUGAAAGCACAGGUAAGCCGUCUGCAAAUGGAGGUCGAUUCUUCACGUGCUUCAGAAAAAAAAUCAACAGGGCUCGUCAAUGGCUUAAGGGAUCAAGUAAAUUUAAUGCAAAGGGAUUUGAUAACUUUAACUAGACAGAAAUCUGAGUUGGAAUUGCUCCUGCAGGAGAAAAACAAAGAAAUUUCUGAAUACCAGAUUCAGAUUAAGAAUCUAAAAGAUGAACAAAACCAUGUGACUGCAGUUGGGCAGAGGAUGCUGAAAGAGAAAGAAAGCUAUCUCGUCCGGGUGAAGGACCUGGUUCUAGAAUUGGAAUCUUUAAGCUCCCAGAAAAACAAAUUAGAAGAGCAGCUAGAUACCAAACUUCAUGACACUAAACUGUUAAGAGAGGAAAAGAAGAGUUUGCAAGGAAGACUUUCAGAGCUCACUGAUCAGCUUUCCGCCCUUCAAAGAAGUUAUGAAGGUAGAGAGAAGGAGGCUUCUACUCAAAUUCUGGCUUUAAAUGCACAAGUUCAGAAUCUGCAGCAGGAGUUACAUGAUUUACAGUCACAAAGAAGUCAGCAGGAACAACACAACAAAAAAUUGACAACCAAGCUUGCAAAUCAGGAGAGUAUCCUGAAGGAACAAGAGGAAACUAUCAACAGACUGACUGAUGAAUCCAGAGAAGUGAAUCGUCGGAUGUCCGGGUCCAAGAUUAAUCUUCAAGUUGCAGAAAGGAGAAUGUCAGAGUUGGCAGAAGAAUUUCGGAAGACAUUUGAAGAUAACAUCCGGGUAUUGAACAGAAGAAUCCUGGUUGCGGAACAACUACAUAAUGAAAACAAAGAGAGUUAUAAGAAGACAAAAGAGAGGCUGGAGGAAGAAUAUAGCAUGAUGGAGAAAAAGAUUGCAACUCAUGAAAUUGAAUUGAGAAAGCUGAGAGAUGUCUUCCAACCAGGAAGCAAAUCAUUGCCAGAAUUGAACUCAGCAGCUGGGAAUUUUGAGGGGAAUGGGGACUUACUGAGCCGCAUUUCCGAAAUUUCCACUGAUCUUGUUUUUGCAAAGAAUUGGGUCACUGAUACAUUACAUGAGAAGAAUAAAUUGCAGAAAGAAGUGAAAUGUCUAGCUGAAAAGCUAGAUGACAAGGAGGAACAAGAAUCUCUUUUGAAGGAUAAGGUAUUGAAGUUAGAAGCCAAUCUGGAAACGCAAGGUGGGGAGAAGAUGAAUUUGUUAAAAACUGUGAGCCAACUUGAGAGACUGUUAGAAGAACUAAAGGGCAAAAUAGAAGCUAAAGAAGAAAGGUUGUCGAGUCUUGCAGAGGAGAAGAGGGAGGCGAUAAGGCAGCUCUGUGCUGCUAUUGAUUCUAUCCGCUGCGACUACAAUCAUCUCAGGCAUGAAAUCUCCAAGAAGACUCUUCAAACCAAAAAAUAA
This is a messenger RNA of Mangifera indica (mango), 1947 nucleotides long. Its product is annotated as COP1-interactive protein 1-like. The transcript is spliced from 2 exons. Bases 1 to 1947 code for a protein of 648 amino acids. The record is from RefSeq and is a predicted model, not a curated record. Lineage: Eukaryota; Viridiplantae; Streptophyta; Magnoliopsida; Sapindales; Anacardiaceae.